Mycena citricolor is the source of this 1318-nucleotide messenger RNA. NCBI's taxonomy places the organism in Eukaryota, Fungi, Basidiomycota, Agaricomycetes, Agaricales, Mycenaceae. The record is from the annotation of a GenBank genome assembly.
CUGAACGCAUCGUCGCACGCGACGCUAGAUGGCGAAGCGCGUGGAGUCUUCGGAAGACGGCGAUAUGAACUCUAGUCCCGAACCCGCCCGUGUUAAAGGCGGCAAGACGCGUCCUAGUGGCAAAGGAAAGGCGCGCGACGAAGAGACCUCUCCGCGUGGAGCCAAACGAGCACGCGUCAAUGACGCAGGGGACUCUGCUCAUAGAGAAGAUGAGGAUGAGGAUGAUGGAGAAGUGGAACCGAGUGAGGGUGCGGAUGAGGAGCAAGCAGUAGACGACGACGACGACGAAGCUCCCCCAUCUCGUGUGCGCGUCAAAACACUCCCUCGCGACGUCGAUGGGUAUAUCCCGGGCUCCAUCGUCCGCAUCAACCUGCGCAACUUCGUCACCUACGACGCGGUGGAGUUCUGCCCUGGGCCCUAUCUUAACAUGAUUCUGGGACCAAACGGAACGGGAAAAUCGUCUAUCGCCUGCGCGAUCUGUCUCGGCCUGAACUGGUCGCCUGCGAUCCUGGGCCGCGCCAACGACCUGAACGAAUUCGUCAAGAUCAACACCCAAGAAGGGCACAUCGAGAUCGAGCUCAAGGGGCCUGCGGGGGAGCCGAACCUCGUGAUCCGCCGCAAUAUCACCUCUCGUGCGAAGAGCUCGACGUUCACCCUGAACGGCAAGGCGGCGACGGGCGGCGAGGUCAGCGCGAAGGUAGCCAAGCUUAAUGUGCAGGUCGGCAACCUGUGUUCGUUCCUGCCGCAGGACAAAGUCAGCUCGUUUGCGGCCAUGUCACCUGUCGAGCUGCUGAGGGAGACGGAGAACGCGGCCGGCGACGAGAGACUCAAGAGUUGGCAUGAUACUCUCAACGACGCAGGGAAGGAACUAAAGCUUGUCUCCACCACUAUUACUGAAGAAACGACGACCAUGGAGACCAUGAAGACUCGUAACGAGGGCAUACAACGUGACGUCCAGCGGUACCGUGAACGAAAGAAGAUUGAACACGAGGUGGAUACGAUCUAGCAGGUUCCUGUGGCGCAGGCUCACCAUUCCAGAUCACCCUGCUGCGCGUGCUCAUCCCCAUUCAAGAGUACCGCGAGGCACGCGAGCUGUACGGGACGCUGAAAGACAAGCAGCGGGCCCAGCACGCCAAAGUCUCCAAGUUGAAGGAAAAGAACGCUCCAGCGCAUGCGUAUCUCAGGAAACUGGAGAAACAAGUGGAAGAGCUGUAUCAAGACCGUGAUUCUUCCAAGAAGGUUCUCAAACAGAUACUCGACAAGAGCGAGAAAAGCACCAGGAAGGCUCUGCAACUUGAAUCUGAGCACGACGAUAUCC